AUGUCUAGCACAAGUGUGGAAAAUAUCGGAGGAGACGUCCAGGAUUAUGAUGGUUCAGGCAGUAUGUGUUUGGAACUGGCUCUGGAAGGAGAACGUCUCUGUAAGGCAGGAGAUUGUAAAGCUGGGGUGGCUUUUUUCCAAGCCGCUAUUCAAGCAGGCACUGACGAUUUAAGAACUCUUAGUGCCAUUUACAGUCAAUUAGGGAAUGCCUAUUUUUAUUUGGGAGAUUAUGGCAAAGCUAUGCAGUAUCAUAAACACGAUUUAACACUAGCAAGGACUAUGGGCGACAAAUUGGGCGAAGCCAAAUCCUCUGGUAAUCUAGGCAACACCCUAAAAGUCAUGGGCAGAUUUGACGAAGCCGUCGUCUGUUGCAAGCGCCAUCUGGAACUGUCCAGAGAACUAGGUGAUAAAUUGAGCGAAGGUAGAGCUCUCUACAAUUUGGGUAAUGUAUUCCAUGCGAAGGGAAAGCACAUAGGACGGGUUGGUAAUAAGGAUCCCGGUGAUUUUCCUGAAGACGUCAAAGGGUGUUUGUUGCAGGCCGUGACUUACUAUGAGGAAAAUCUGACUUUGAUGCAAGAUCUGGGAGACGUAGCAGCCCAAGGCAGGGCUUGCGGUAAUUUAGGCAACACCUUCUACCUCUUGGGCGAUUUCGCACAAGCCAUUCACUACCACGAGGAAAGAUUGUCCAUAGCAAGACAAUUUGGAGAUAAGGCUGCCGAAAGGAGGGCGCACAGCAAUUUAGGCAAUUCCCACAUAUUUAUGGGUCAAUUCGAAGAAGCAGCGCACCAUUACAAACGUACGCUAUCGCUGGCACAAGAAUUGUCUGACCAAGCUAUUGAAGCGCAGGCUUGCUACAGUUUGGGAAACACAUAUACUUUACUUAGAAACUACGAUGCUGCCAUUGAGUACCAUUUGAGGCAUUUGCUAAUAGCUCAGAAUCUUUCAGAUAAAGUGGGCGAAGGUAGGGCUUGUUGGUCACUGGGAAAUGCCUACGCUUCCUUAGGUAAUCACGAAAAGGCUCUCAGUUUCGCCAGGAAGCAUUUGGAAAUCAGUAAACAGCUGGGCGAUUCUAUGGGCGAGGCCACGGCCAAAAUGAACAUCUCGGACUUGAAAAAGAUAUUGGACAUACCCGAAAGUCCCAAUGACGAUACUGAUUCCAUGAAAUCGGACUGUUCGUCUAAUGUAGGUCAAUCACAAGUACAUAGGGUGAGACGUGAAAGCAUGGAACAGCUUAGCCUUAUAAAGUUGACCCCUGACGGUAAGCGCCCGGGAUUGUCCCUGCCGCAAAAAACCUCGCCGCCAUCAUCGAGAACCGAAGACGAUUCGUUCUUCGAUUUGCUGUCCCGCUUCCAAUCGAAGAGAAUGGACGACCAACGGUGUUCCUUGACCAUAGAUAACAAGGAGAACACGAACGUGGUGAACAUCCCAUAUAAUAACGACACUCCAGAAGAUUUGAUCGAUAUGAUAGCCGGAAUGCAGAGCAAGAGGAUGGACGAGCAGAGGGUGUCUUUGCCUCAUUUACCGGGUUUACAAUCGAACACUCGUCAACGUCUUUCGGAACCCAAAACAAACAGCAUCCCCGACGACAAUUUCUUGGAUCAAUUGGUUAGAUGUCAGGGCAGUCGGCUCGAAGACCAGCGAUCGCCGUUACCGGCGGCGGCUGUCGACGCCGAGACCGACCCGCCGCCGCCGCCGGCAAAGAGUGGCUCCACAGUCCCGGACGAAGACUUCUUCUCGUUGAUUAUGCGGUUCCAAUCAGGCAGGAUGGAUGACCAAAGGGCAUCGGUGCCGCGUCGGGAAACCAGAAUGGCCAACGGCAGCAUACCGCAUCCGCCCGAUACCGUCAACAACAAUGUCCGAAGUUCGUCGAGCAAGAAAAAAAAGUAA
Molecule: messenger RNA, 1887 nt
Organism: Psylliodes chrysocephalus
Lineage: Eukaryota; Metazoa; Arthropoda; Insecta; Coleoptera; Chrysomelidae
Source: the annotation of a GenBank genome assembly